Chlorella variabilis is the source of this 777-nucleotide messenger RNA. RefSeq lists its product as hypothetical. Gene Ontology annotation, molecular function: ATP hydrolysis activity. Lineage: Eukaryota; Viridiplantae; Chlorophyta; Trebouxiophyceae; Chlorellales; Chlorellaceae. The record is from RefSeq and is a predicted model, not a curated record. The transcript is spliced from 6 exons. The coding region runs from base 1 to 777 and encodes 258 amino acids.
AUGACGCCCCCCCACACCCCGGCGCACGCAGGCAUCCCGGGCACGCUGCACCGCGUCAGCGCGAUGCGGGACAGGCAGGGCGGCAUUGCGGGGCUGACGUACCGAGUGGGCAGGCAUGUGCCAGGUGGGCCGCCCCCGCCUGCUGCAGAUGGAUGCGUCGCUGCGUGCGCCCAUUCAUCUUCUUCUUGCUGCUGCUGCUCAUCCAUCUUGCAGGGUGGCCCUGGAGUGGGCAAGACAACGUUGCUUCGGGAUGUGGCCAGCCUGCUGUCAGACACGUUCAGCCAGAAGGUCGUUGUUGUGGACACUUCCAACGAGGUGGCUGGGGACGGCAGCGAGCCACAUGCCUGCAUUGGCAGCGCGCGCCGCAUGAUGGUGCCCUCCCAGCAGCACAGCGUGAUGAUCGAAACAGUUCAAAACCACAUGCCUGAUGUGGUGAUUGUGGAUGAGAUUGGCACUGCGCGGGAGGUGGAGGCGUGCCGAAGCAUCGCGCACCGAGGCGUGGUGCUGGUGGGCACCGCUCACGGUCGCAGCCUCAAGGCGCUCAUGCGCAACCCAGACCUGAACGGAUUGAUCGGCGGCAUCCACCAGGUCACGCUGGGAGACGAGGAGGCACGGCGCUCCAACCACGGCAAGACGCGCACGGAGCGGCGCGGCGAGCCCGCCUUCUCUACCCUGGUCGAGGUGCUGAGCCGCAGCAGGUGGCGCGUGCACAUGAGCGUGGCGCGCAGCGUGGACGACAUGCUGGCCGGCAGGUGGGAGGAUGGGGAAGUGGGCUGA